Salvia miltiorrhiza (redroot sage) is the source of this 4998-nucleotide messenger RNA. RefSeq lists its product as uncharacterized. The record is from RefSeq and is a predicted model, not a curated record. Bases 161 to 4960 code for a protein of 1599 amino acids. The transcript has 5 exons. NCBI's taxonomy places the organism in Eukaryota, Viridiplantae, Streptophyta, Magnoliopsida, Lamiales, Lamiaceae.
UAGAGAUGGUAACACUUUAUUCUUAUCUUAGCAAUGGUGUUUUACUAAUAUACGUACAUAUAUAUGUCUAUAAAUACGUAGACACACCAAUCAUUUGAAUUAACAUGUAUAAUCUUGCAGUUAUAUUAUUCAUCAAAUAAUUAGCUAAGCAAUAAUAUUAAUGGUGCUGUACAGAGAUUUCAAGCCCAUCUCACAAUGGACAGAAGACGACCAAUCCCAUUUCCUCCUUGUUGAUCUUCCCGGUUUCAGGAAGGAGCAGCUGAAAGUUUCGAUAAACAGCAGGGGUGCCAUCACGGUUCGUGGGGACCGCCUCAUCAACGCCGACGUCUGGAGCAGGUUUUCCGAGGAAUAUGAGAUUCCCCAUAACUCGGACAUCAGUUUGACUACGGCCAAGUUCGACGUCGACAUCCUCUACAUCACAAUACCCAAAAAACCCACAGAGCAGAAAGGCUCAGAAACUACAUCUGUGAGGAGAAGUAUUAGCAGGGAAGUUUCCGCUGUUGAUCCCGACAGCGGGAGCUCGUCCCUCUGUAGCGGCUGCCGGCUUCCCGUCUUCUCCACUCCCUCUGUUUCCAUCCCCCACGGCACAGAAAACCUUUUCCUGCACGAGCAAUGCGCCCGUCCACCGCAGCAGCUGCUCCACGAGCUCCACCCCGACCACGGCCUCGUCCUCGUCGACCAGCUCCGGCUUCCGGCGCCGGACACGACCUUGGCGGCCACGUGUCACCAGUGCCGCCAGAUUUGUGGGACCAUGUUGUACCAAUGCCCUUUCAUGGGAUGUGAUUUUCAGCUUGACCUAUUGUGCGCUUUGCAGAUCAAGAUCGUGCAUAGAAGCCACCACCACAGCCUGACGGCAGUCCGAAUAAGGGACUCAGCGUCGUUAACUUGUAAUGCUUGCGACACCAAGCACGAUCAGCCAGCGGAGUCGGAGCCCGAACCGACUCUGUCCUAUUUGUGCAUCCUAUGCGGUUUCUGGGUUCAUCCAGAUUGUGCUUCAUUACCAAAUGCCAUCAUCCAUUAUGAAGACCACCCACAUUCUCUUUUUCUCACAUACAAUCUCCCUAUUUCAACUCAUUCCAAAUGUUUCAUCUGUUCUAAUGUUCCAAAGAGGAAUUCUGGGGUCUAUUUUUGUCUCAGGUGUCCUAAUUAUCUUGUUCAUAUCAGGUGCGCCCUCACGCGUCCUGAUACUUUCAAGUCAGUGUUUAUCCGAGAGGCACUAGUUACCGAUCUGGGACGUUUACCAUUGACAGAUGAACACACAAGUCUAAUUCCCUAUAUUAGACAGCAUGCUGAUGCAACUACAAAUGAUUAUUACCAGCAAAACUUGCACCCGCAUCCAUUGAUCUUCCAUAAAACCGACAGCCGCCCUCAACCUCGUCGUGUAUGCAACGCUUGUGUCCAGUUCAUUUCACCUCCCUUCUUCACCUGCUCCGAAUGUCCAGAUUUCUUCCUCCACAGCUGCUGCGCCCAUCUCCCAUCCCAAAUCCAACACCGCGUUCACGAAGAACAUCCCCUUGUGCUCACCUCAAAACCACCUGAAUCCGACAUCUCUGUCGGAUUCUCGUGCAAAGCUUGUGAUCUUCGGUGCAACGGCUUCGCCUAUUCUUGUAAAACUUGCCAAGACUUCAGCAUGGAUGUCGUCUGCGCAUUGAUAAAUCCUGCAAUAACCCAUGAAUCCCACGACAAGGCCCACAUCCUCUUCAUGUCGCGAGACACCCAUUUCAGCAAUGAUCAAACGUGCAACUGCUGCAGCUCGGUCUUAACUGGGAUUUGUUACGAGUGCAGCAUCUGUCGCAAUUUCAAGCUGCAUGUCAGGUGCGCCCUACUGCCAGAGACUGUUGGCCACGCCUUCGACGACCACCCUCUCAAGCUGACUUGUACCAACAAACCGCAAACUGAUGAUGAGUGGUGCGAAAUAUGCGAACAACAUCUUGAUAAAGGCCACUGGUUCUACAGCUGCAGCGACAGUGAUCAGUCGUUCCACGUUGAUUGCAUCCACGCCGUAGAUCGCCUUUCCAAGAUCAAGUUGGGUUCCGUUGUUCGUGUCGACCGCCACGGCUGCCCCAUCGAACUGGUUCGGUGGGAUGACGGAAUUUGUAGAGGUCGCCGCUGUGGAUUUUGCGGCGAGAUUGUUAAGUUUUCCGGCGACGGACUGGCCUAUGAGUGUCGCAAGUGCUUUUUCUGUACCCAUCAUGACUGUGGCUCAAAAAUGUUUGUUAAAGAGUUGAGGUUUUAUUGUUGUUUUUUUUAUUUUAUACCUUAUCCCAUCCAUACCAAACUCAUAUUUGAAAAUGACGAGGAUCCCAACCCGUAUGGCGGAACUGGGCCCCCCCUCCAGUCCUCGUAUCCUAAAGCUGAAUCCAUAUAUGGAGAGUCCGACGCCCUCAAUUGGCGCUACCCUCAGCCUCAGUCGUCAGCUCCAUACGCCGUGCUUGGAGGUGGAAGCCGCUCUCACCCCCAAACUCACUCCAUAUAUCAAACUGGAGUCUAUCUUCAGCCUCAAUCAACUUGGCACUCAGCUCCCUACUCUGAUCAGCCUCAGCCUCAGCCUCAAUCAACUUGGCACACAGCUCCCUACUCUGAUCAGCCUCGGCCUCAAUUAAUUUGGCACUCAUCUCUCUACUCUGAUCAGCCUCAGCCUCAAUCAACUUGGCACACAGCUCCCUACUCUGAUCAGCCUCGGCCUCAAUCAACUUGGCACUCAGCUCCCUACUCUGAUCAGCCUCAGCCUCAGCCUCAGCCUCAAUCAACUUGGCACACAGCUCCCUACUCUGAUCAGCCUCGGCCUCAAUUAACUUGGCACUCAUCUCCCUACUCUGAUCAGCCUCAGCCUCAAUCAACUUGGCACACAGCUCCCUACUCGGAUCAGCCUCGGCCUCAAUCAACUUGGCACUCAGCUCCCUACUCUGAUCAGCCUCAGCCUCAAUCAAUUUGGCACUCAGCUCCCUACUCUGAUCAGCCUCGGCCUCAAUCAACUUGGCACUCAGCUCCCUACUCUGAUCAACCUCAGCCUCCUUGGCAAUCAAGUUCCAACCCUCAGCCUCAGUUCCUUCCCCUGGACCGAGGCCGGCUGCCCACCGUUGCAGAUCAACAAGAAAUCUCCCUUGCCACUAUCAACAAUGAUGAGGAAAGAAUUCAUGAUGUCGCCCACCAAGCUAUUAACCGCCCAAAAAUCAUUCUCGAUCCUCAUAAUGCCAAAGUCAUUAGCAAAGUUGAAAGAGUUGUGGAUCCCGACGGCGAAGGCUCGUCUUUGUGCUGCGCUUGCAGGCUCCCCAUCUUCUCCACUCCCUCAAUCUCCUUCUCCCACGGCGCCGACAAGCUUUUCCUCCACGAAAAAUGCGAGUGUCUGCCGCCGCAAUGGCUCCACGAGCUUCACCCACACCAACCCCUCGUCCUGUUCAACCAGCUGCUGCACCCUCCGCCGCCUGAUGCUGCUGCCAUCACUUGCCGUAACUGCAAGGAAACCUGUGGGGCUUGGUUCUACCAUUGUCCUGACCCCGCCUGUGAUUUUCAACUCGACUUGCUGUGCGUUUUGCAGAUCAAGAUCGUACACAGAAGCCACUAUCAACACGCCAUGACGGUCAUCAGGCACAGGGAAUCCUCUUGUUUAACUUGUAGCGCCUGCGGCACCAAGCACGAGUCCUCGGAGAUGACGCUUACCAGAUCCUAUUUGUGCACCCUCUGCGGUUACUGGAUUCAUCCAGACUGUGCUUCAUUACUCAGUGCCAUCCUCCAUUCUGAAAAACACCAACAUUCUCUUUUUCUCACCUAUAAUCUCCUUACUUCCACUGAUUCCAAAUGUUCCGCUUCCACCUGUUCUGGCCUUUACAAAGGGAGUGUUGGGGUUUUUGUUUGUCUCAACUGUACUAAUUAUCUUGUUCACAUCAAUUGUGCCCUCCAGAAUUCUCAUACCUUCAAGCCAGUGUUUAUCCGAGAUGCAAAAGCUUCCGAUCUCGGUCGUUUACCAAUGGCAAAUGAGCACGCGAGUUUGAUUCCCCGUAUUACACAUGAUACCAUCCAAAGUAGCAGCGAUUAUUACGACCACAAAUUCCACGCACAUCCAUUGACCUUCCAUCAAAGUGAUGAUGGCGAUCAAUCUUGCCGCGUAUGCAAUGCGUGUGUUCAAUCUGUUUCCUCACUUCCAUUUUACAGCUGCUCUCGGUGUCCAGAUUUCUUUCUCCAUGGUUGUUGCGCCCAUCUUCCAACUGAAAUCCAACACCGCGUUCACCAACAGCAUCCUCUUAAACUCUCCCAGAAUUCCGACAUCUCUGCAGGCUUCUCCUGCAAAGGUUGUCAUCUCCGGUGCAACGGAUUCGCCUAUUCUUGCGAAAGCUGCGACGACUUCAACUUGGAUGUCGUCUGCGCCAUGAUCAAUCCAGCAAUCACCUAUGAACCUCACAGGAGCACCCACAUUCUCUUCAUGUCUCGCAACAUCCAAUUUGGCAGCGAUGAAAAGUGCAACUGCUGCAGCUCAAGCUUGAAGGGGAUCUGCUACGAGUGCAGCAUCUGCAGCAAUUUCAAGCUACAUGUCAGAUGCGCUCUGCUGCCAAGCACCAUCGGCCACGAGUUCGACCAACACCCUCUCCAGCUAACUACAAAAGAAUCAAGAGGUGCCGGUGGUGGCGAUGAGGAGUUCUGCGAGGUCUGCGAAGAACGCAUUGAGAAAGAGCUGUGCUACUACGGUUGCAGCGAAUGUAACCAGUCGUUUCACGUUGAUUGCAUUCCCUCUGUGGAUCGACUUUCCAGGAUCAAGCUGGGUGCCAACAUUCGCGUCGACGGCCAUGGCUGCCAGCUCGCCCUUGUUGGACGGGACGAUGCCGUUUGCGGCGGUCGCCGGUGCGGAUCUUGUUGGGGAGUAUUGAAUUUAUGUGAUGAUGGUCUGGCCUAUGAGUGCUCGCAGUGUUUUUUCGGGUUGCACCAAAAAUGUGCCAAAACACCAUUUGUUGAAUUGAAGAGUUAAUGUGUCAUGUGUGUGGGUAAAUAACUCCUUCAUAUAUG